UUUAGGGCUUGCCGAUGGGGAGGGGAGCCAGUGGCAUAGCUGGGGGUAUUCGUCGAGCUCGAUCGCGGCUGGGGCGAUUUCGGGCGCAAUCGGAUCGCAAGAAUGCAGCGACGGUGGCAAUGGCUGAGGAUUUGGCAGCACGGGAUUCAGCAGCUAGGCGUAGGGUUAGGGCGCUCUCACCGCUCCAAGUGGUGUCGCCGUGGCCGCAGAGGCGCUGGGGGGCUCUGGGCGGGAAGAGCCAGCGAUUUGGAGCGAAUCCAGGUACUGCAUUUCAGCAGUGUGGUGUGCGGUGUUUUGCGAGCUCCGGAGAGCUAGAGGGUGAUGAGGAUUCCACCCAAGCAUCCGAGUCGUCUUCGUCGGAAGACGAGGCUGUAGAGGAAGCAGGCUCUUCGAGGGAUCAACCGGGUAAGAGCGAGGCGGCGGCGGCGAAGGAAGAUGUCAAGAAGAAAGCAAAAGAGAAGAAGAGCAAAGAGGAGGAAGAGGCGGCCUUCCAAGCUAUGAAGGCCAGGUUUCGCAAGGAGUUCGAGAGCAGGAUUGUCAAGAACGAGAAUCUGGAAGUCAAGAGUAAAGAUCUUGAGGUGUCGCUAGACGGUUUUUCUUACUACCUCGACGCAAACACGCGGGAGUUACUCCUUGAUUGUUCUAUGGCUCAUCUCCGUCAACCAGAGUUUAUGGAAUAUAGCCAAGGACUGCCGUCUUCAAGCCAAAGGAUCCUUUUGCAUGGACCUUCGGGCUCUCAGAUUUACCAAGAGCAGCUAGUCAAGUCACUUGCACACAAACUCGACGCUUCUUUUCUUACUUUAGACAGCACUAUUCUCUCUCCUCAUGAUUAUGGCGAUCAGGACGUGUCUGGAGAAUCCGAGCUCGACCACGAAAGCCGGGGACGUGAGUCGAGAUGGACAGACAAUGAGUCUGAUCAAGAUGCAAGUGAUGAAGAAGACGACAAUGACGGAAGCGAUAGCGAAGAGCCAUAUCGCAUUUGUGCGCUGCUUGAGGUUGCAGAAGCAAGCUACAAGCACAAGCACGAGAUUCAAAAGGGUUCCGUGGGGUCUACAGAUCAGCAAGAAGAAUCUGGUUCAGCGCCUCAGAUAAAGUUGAAGAAAGGAGAUCGUGUGAGAUUUGUUGGAAGUACAGAGUCGAGAGGGGCUAAGAAAAGACAGUCUUUGAAGAAGGGCCAAAGAGGCUGGGUUAUUUCUACACCGAAGGGCCUUUCAAACAAUGUUGGGGUACGAUUCAUUAGCUCUGAAAAGAGAGCAGAACAUUUUGGCAGAAGUUCUGAUGAAUCAGCUACAAGUUUUGUAAAUUGGUGUCACUUAACGGAACUAGAGCUUGAUGAUGGUCCGGUAGCUUGCGCAGCAGAUGAGUGGGUUGCGGCCCUUGAAGCACUGGCAGAGGUUUCAGAGAGUUACAAGCCUUUAGUGGUCUACAUUCCCGAUCCUGAAAUCUGGUUUGAGAGGGCUGUGCCAUUGGCUCAAAGACGAGUAUUUCUCGAGCAAGUUGAAGAGCGGCUGGAUAAGAUUUCCGGCGCCGUUGUUCUUAUUGCGUCAAGAUCAAAUGAUGAUCCUGAGUUUGAGAGAAGAUCAAAACUGGCGAAGUCUUGUUCUAAAUGGAGAAACCAUACCGUUAAUUUGGAGGACAUAUAUCAUCUAUUUGUAAACACAGUCAACAUAUAUCCACCUCAAGACGAAAAGAGCUUUGAGGAAUGGAAGCAGCGACUUGAGCACGAUAAGACGAUAUAUGCAUCUAGAAAAAGUAUUCAGAGAAUCCAGAAGGUACUCGAACUCCACAACUUGGAGUGUCAAAGUUUACCAAUUUUGAACACCUUAGAACUUUAUCUGCCACUUGCCCCUCACUGGUACGUGUUAGGAAUUGAGAAAGCUGUCGGAUGGGCGCUCAACCACUACCUCAGUUCUUGCAGCGCAUCUCCAUCCAUAGAUAACGGGAAGCUUUCUAUCCCCUUGCAGAGCCUUGAAAGAGCUCUUGCGAUGCUAAAGGCUCAAGACGGGAGAAAAAUACCCGCAACACCUACUAAGGGACUAAAUCUAAGUACUGUAGCGGAAGACAAGUACGAGAAGGCGCUUAUCUCGUCUGUCAUUCCAAGCGGUGAAAUUGGCGUUUUGUUCACUGAUGUUGGUGCACUUGAAGAUGUCAAGAAAGCGCUUCAAGAGCUUGUCAUUCUUCCAUUGCAAAGGCCGGAACUCUUCAAAAGAGGAAAUUUGACAAAGCCAUGCAGGGGAGUGCUCUUGUUUGGACCACCUGGAACCGGCAAAACACUCCUUGCCAAGGCUGUUGCCACGGAAGCGGGAGCCAAUUUCAUAAGUAUUACGAGCUCGACCAUCUCUUCGAAGUGGUUUGGGGACGCUGAGAAACUAACGAAGGCACUUUUCUCCCUUGCGAAAAAAUUGUCACCGACGGUUGUCUUCGUGGAUGAGGUCGAUAGCCUUCUGGGUGCAAGAGGUGGAAGCUCAGAACAUGAGGUCACCCGGCGUGUGAAGAACGAGUUUAUGGCUGCUUGGGACGGUCUUCGGACCAAAGACGAUGAGCGCAUCAUCGUUUUGGCGGCAACAAAUCGCCCGUUCGACCUUGAUGAUGCAGUCAUACGACGUUUACCACGGAGGAUUUUAAUCGACCUUCCACAAGCAUCAAGCCGAGUGAAGAUACUCGGAGCUAUUUUAUUGAAAGAGAACCUGGAACCGAAUUUUGACAUGAUAGAGCUGGCAAAGAUGACGGAAGGUUACUCUGGAAGCGACCUCAAGAACUUGUCGAUCGCAGCAGCCUAUAGGCCCAUCCGCGAGUUUUUGGGAAAAGAGAGCGAGCUGAAGCAGCAAGGCAUUUGUAUCAAUGGAGAAACAGUACAAUCGAUGUUGCGACCGAUAACUCUAGAUGAUUUCCGGCAAUCGAUGACACAGGUGUGUGCCUCUGUAGCGUUUGAUGCAUUGAGUAUGAACGAGCUCAGGCAUUGGAACGAGCAAUAUGGCGAGGGAGGAAGUAGAAAGAAGAGGAACUUUGGAUUUAUGAUAUAGUCGCGAGUAUAGAGACAGGAAAUCUCUUGUAACAUAGCAUGUUUUUUGUCUGACGGAAGAGAGCUAGAUUGAUAAGAGUA
Selaginella moellendorffii is the source of this 3103-nucleotide messenger RNA. RefSeq lists its product as uncharacterized. Gene Ontology annotation, cellular component: mitochondrial outer membrane. The record is from RefSeq and is a predicted model, not a curated record. The coding region runs from base 15 to 3023 and encodes 1002 amino acids. NCBI's taxonomy places the organism in Eukaryota, Viridiplantae, Streptophyta, Lycopodiopsida, Selaginellales, Selaginellaceae. The transcript has 21 exons. Gene Ontology annotation, molecular function: ATP hydrolysis activity; ATP binding.